This is a messenger RNA of Cornus florida, 1739 nucleotides long. Its product is annotated as wax ester synthase/diacylglycerol acyltransferase 11-like. Gene Ontology annotation, biological process: triglyceride biosynthetic process. The transcript is spliced from 5 exons. NCBI's taxonomy places the organism in Eukaryota, Viridiplantae, Streptophyta, Magnoliopsida, Cornales, Cornaceae. Gene Ontology annotation, molecular function: diacylglycerol O-acyltransferase activity; long-chain-alcohol O-fatty-acyltransferase activity. Gene Ontology annotation, cellular component: plasma membrane. Bases 89 to 1495 code for a protein of 468 amino acids. The record is from RefSeq and is a predicted model, not a curated record.
UUGUCACUAACUUUAUUAACAUAUGUGCAAGAGCUGUAUACAAUGACUUGUCAGUAGUAGAGACGAAGCUGAUCAAGAGCUCGAUCUGAUGGAGUUUCUACAGCCAGAAGCAGCUGUAUCAGAGCCAGUGAGUCCUAAUGGACAAUACUUCAACAGCUCCGCGUUAUCAGUCACCAUUCUCGCUGUCCUCGAAUCGGAAAUCCCAAUUGAUGACUUGCCAACCACUUCACUCAUCAAGGAUGUCUUCUUACCUAUCAAUCCACGCUUUUCCUCCAUCAUGGUAGAAGACAAGAAUGGAAUGAAGAAAUGGAAAAGAGUUGAAGUGAAGUUAGAAGAUCAUGUACACGUCCCCAUUUUUCCAAAGAGAAUAUUGUCGACCCCAGAGUUGUACGAUGACUAUCUGAAUGACUACUUAGCAAAUAUAGCGAAGGAUCAACUUCCACAAAGCAGACCUUUGUGGGAAAUCCACUUAGUUACAUACCCAACAAGCAACGCAGCUGGGAGUUUGAUAUUUAAGCUUCACCAUGCACUUGGGGAUGGCUAUUCUCUAAUGGGUGCUCUUCUUUCUUGCCUCCAAAGAGCUGACAAUCCUUCUCUUCCCUUGACAUUCCCUUCACGUCAAUCCAACACUACCAAACUUGAAGCAGGUAAAUUUGACACCAUUUUUGGGUUCGUGCCUCGAGUUCUUGCCGGGGUCAUCAACACUUCUUUGGAUUUUGGAUGGAGUCUUUUGAAGAGCACUUGGCUCGAAGAUGACCAGACGCCAAUCCGAUCAAGUGAGGGAGUGGAGUUCCUGCCAGUUUCUAUAACUACUAUGAUAUUCUCUCUUGAUCACAUCAAAAAGAUCAAGGACAGCCUUAAAGUGACUAUAAAUGAUGUUAUUACCGGAAUAAUCUUCUUCGGGAGUAGACUGUACAUGCAAGAAAGAAACCAUGAUGUGGGCGAUACACAUUCUACUGCAAUUGUGGUGCUCAACACUCGGAGCAUCAAUGGGUACAUGUCCGUCAGCGACAUGGUCAAACCGGACACUGAGAUGCCAUGGGGAAACCAAUUUGCGUUCUUGCACGUGCCAAUACCUAAUCUAACCGAUGAUGACUGCUCUUCAAAUCCUCUCAACUUUAUCCUCAAAGCACAUCACGUUAUCAAAAGAAAAAGAAACUCGUCAGCAGUUCAUCUCACUGGUAGUCUAAUUGAGACGAUGAGGAAACUUAGAGGUGCUGAGGCCACGGCGAAGUAUGUCCAUAAAACUUUAAAGAACUCGAGUAUGGCAAUCUCGAAUCUGAUCGGGCCGGCAGAAGGAAUGGCUUUGGCGAAUCAUCCCAUCACUGGAUUUUACUUCGUAGGAUGUGGAGUUCCACUGAGUCUAUGUAUAACGAUUGUGAGUUACAUGGGAAAGCUAAGGGUUACUGUGAGUUCAGAGAAAGACUACAUAGAUCCCCACAAGUUCAACUCAUGCAUCAUGAAGGCCUUCCAAAUCAUUCAUGAAGCAGUAUAGUCCACGACCUAGCUAGCUCCAUCAUAUAAAUCUCUCUCAAAUCUUUGGACUCAGUACUUCACCAAUCACUAUUCUGCCAUUACAACAUGGUUUUCCUAUAAAUCACGUUUAAUGUUAAUUAAUUGAUGACGACAUCUUUCUUUGUUUAAUUUGGACGACUCUGUGCUGUGUUUCGUUGUGCUUGUAAUCUUACCAAUAAUAAUAAUAUGACAAUAUUAAGGGCUUAUUUGAACCUUACCUUAAA